AGUGUUUUACAGUGCACAGGAUCAGUCGCCGCUCGUGCGUGACGUGACUGCGCGGCGCCGCUCCAACUGUUCGCCCAACAGACGCUCGUUUGGCGUCGGCGGACGCGGAGUUGGGUCCGUCCCGUGCCGUGAACGUCCCCGCGCCGUGCGUCCCGCGCGCCUGGCCGACCGACCCGCCAGCGAUUGGUCAGCUCCACAAUUAGUUUACCGUUACGCGGCCAGUCAGCGUGUGUUCAUCAUCAUCAUCAUCAUCAUCAUCUGCUGCUGCCGCCUCCUCCUCAUGACUGAGUAGAAAAGCCCGCCAGGCUUCUUCUUCACACUCCCCCAGACAUGGACACCAUAGGGGUGUCCUUCCUGGACCCCCUGGACGACUACGAGCUAAUUCACCGGAUCGGGUGCGGCACCUACGGAGACGUGUUCAAGGCUCGUAACAUCAGGACGUCUGAACUGGCAGCUAUCAAAAUUGUCAAGCUGGACCCUGGUGACGACAUCACGUCCAUCCAGCAGGAGAUCACCAUGAUGAAGGAGUGCAAGCACAAAAACAUCGUGGCCUACUUCGGCAGCUACCACAGGAACACCAAGCUGUGGAUCUGCAUGGAAUACUGUGGAGGAGGCUCCCUUCAGGAUAUUUACCACGUGACGGGCCCGUUGAAGGAGAAACAGAUCGCAUACGUGUGCAGAGAGACCCUGCAGGGUUUGUAUCACUUGCAUGAAACUGGCAAAAUGCAUAGAGACAUAAAGGGAGCCAACAUCCUUUUGACAGAGAGAGGAGAUGUGAAACUGGCUGAUUUUGGAGUGGCAGCAGAAAUCAGCGCCUCGGUGGCCAAAAGGAAAUCUUUUAUUGGAACUCCCUACUGGAUGGCUCCGGAGGUGGCUGCAGUGGAAAAGAAGGGUGGGUACAACCACCUGUGCGAUAUCUGGGCCGUCGGCAUCACUGCCAUCGAGCUGGCAGAGCUCCAACCACCAAUGUUUGACCUCCACCCAAUGCGAGCGCUGAUGUUGAUGUCCAAGAGCAACUUCCAGCCUCCACGACUAAAGGAUAAAACCAAGUGGUCUGCAGGUUUCCAAAGCUUUGUGAAGAUGUCUCUCAUCAAAAAUCCUCGGAAGAGGCCCUCGGCUGAGACAUUGCUUCAGCAUCCAUUUGUGACACAGCUGCUAACCCGUAACCUGGUCAUUGAGCUUCUGGACUUGGCCAACAACCCUGAGCUCCACUCUACCCACACACAUAGCCUGGACGACAAUGAACUGGAGGUUGGGGAAAUGGCUCCUGACAAGAUUCAGUCAGCAGGGAAACACCUGUCUGUAGAGAGGACCUUGUCUGAAGAGCAAUUUGACCAAGUGAAAUUUGGACCCCAACUGAGAAAAGUCACAGAACCCUAUCCUGAUUUGCAGGGAUCCUAUGACGACGACUGGAGUCUGUCUGGGGAUGAAGGCAACUCACCGAGCCUGUUGGAAUGUGUGGAGCAAGCUCUGCAGCUGAGGAGUUUAACCAUUAGAAGGGCGCCAUCUAGUGAUGGAGGCAAGAAGGGUGGUCUGUUCGGUCCGUCUACAGCGUCCCUGCCGGCCUUCAGCUCUUUAACUCCCGGCACAGAGGACGGCGACCCGACGGCGAGACCGAGCUGCACACUGGGCCCUGACACCGCCGUCGCCGUCGACUCCCCCUCCACUACAGUCUUGGCCAGGUGCUCUGCCACACAGGACAUCAGACAGCGCUGCAGUGAUCCCUGUCUGCCCGUGGCUGGCGCUGUUACAGCAGAGAAGAGGAGGGUCGCCACUGUUUCUUCUCCGAAAAGAGAGACACCACUAUCACCUGAAUGGAGCACACUGAGGAAAAAGACUGAGAACUCAAGGGCUGAUUGUCAUGGACUUCCUCCUACCCCUCAAGUCCAUAUGGGAGCCUGCUUCUCCAAAGUCUUCAAUGGCUGUCCUCUUAAAAUCCACUGUGCUGUCACCUGGAUUUUACCCAAGACCAGAGACCAGCACCUUAUUCUCGGGGCAGAGGAGGGCAUCUACACACUGAACCUGAACGAGCUACACGAAGAUACACUGGAGAAGCUGCUCCCUCAGCGCUGCACGUGGCUCUAUGUAAUGAACAACGUGCUGAUGUCUGUCUCAGGAAAGUCGUCCCAGCUUUAUUCCCACAGUCUGACGGCUCUGUUCGAACAGAGAGGACACCUGCAGAAGAAACACGGCAGUCUGUCGCUCGGCACCAACCGUUUGACGGAGAGGAUCAGCACCAGAAAGUUUGCCAUAUCUGUGAAGAUUCCUGACACUAAAGGCUGUAGGACAUGUAGUGUAGCAAGAAACCCAUACACUGACAGCACGUUUCUGUGCGGGGCUGUGCCGUCUGGCCUGGUUCUGCUGUUGUGGUACGAGCCUCUCCAGAAGUUCAUGCAUCUAAAGCACAUAGCGACCAGGCUGCCGGACUCUCUGCCGGUAUUUGAGCUGUUGGUGUUGGUGACGGAUGAGUUCCCCCAGCUGUGUGUCGGGGUGAGAGACUGCAGUAACGGCAAACCGCCAACCAGCCAGCAGCUCAAGUUUGAUAUCAUCGAGCUGAACGGCACCCCUGUUUCAGUACCAGAAAGUGGAGCACUGAGGGCGGUGCAGGUGACCCAGCUGGACAGAGACACCGUCCUCAUCGCAGUAGAGAAAACUGUUCGGAUUGUGAACCUCGGAGGGCUUCCGACCAAAGAGCUGGCUUCGGAGAUGGUCUUUGACUUCCCCAUCGAAACGCUAGUCUGCUUACAGGACAGUGUGCUUGCCUUCUGGAAACAUGGCCUUAAAGGGAAGAGUUUCCAUUCAAACGAGGUAACGCAAGAAAUUACAGAUGAAAGUCGAGUAUUCAGAGUUUUGGGAAAUAGCAGGGACAUCAUCCUUCACAGCACACCCACAGAUGACCCCUCAGCACUGAGCAACCUGUACAUCCUCACUGGACACGAGAGCAGCUACUGAGAGACAACGGGUCGUCGUCUUCAGAAAUCAUGUACCGAGACACCAGCACCAAGUGGUCGCCACCGACUCUCCGCUGUGAAUGACAAAUUAAAUCAGUGUGGGAUUUAGUUGCCCGCUCAGACUGAUACUAUUUUUUUGGGUGGGGAAUGAGACUGUAAAUCCCUGGUGGUGUCAACAAGUUAAGGGAGCUUCUAACUCUUGAGUGUGCCAGUUAAAACUGCAUUAGCCAAAAUCCAUCCUUCCACAGAGUGGUUGCCACGGGGACAAUUCUAUUUCUGUUAACUGAGUUGCCACAGCGCCACUGCCGACUGUAAAGACCACAGACUGCAGGAACACAUGGACAUGACAAUUGUGACGUCACACAUAAUCUUCUGAACCGAUGUUUACAUGAAUACAUUUUAUUCCUAUUUACAAACAGCCGUUCAAAUAAUUUCCAGUUGUAGAUGUGAUAGAAUUAAAGGUUUUUUUCAAGCGAUAUCCGUGGAGUCUGACACCUUUUAGAGCAUCCAGUGACCAUUGCUGGUACUGCAGCUUAACGCAACACCAUGCAACUAUUUUUUAAUAAAAAUAUUAUUUCUUCACACUAACCCUCCUUCCCAGCUCGUAAAUACUGUCCAAUUCAACAUCCUUGUCAUAAUUACAACUGGGAAACACAAUAUAUCCAAGUUGACGCCUUUAUAAUAGGUGAUCUAAAGUUUGUCUGUUAGGGUAAUUAAACCCAGAUUCAUAGUGCUUUAUUGUUAAUGCACAGUACUUUUACCCUCACACAACCAAUUGUGCAUAAUUCCGACCUCUGUAUCCCACUGGUCCAACUUCGAAAACAGUGUGGGGAAAUAAUAACUGCCUAGGUGUAAAUCACAUUUUGGGUUUGUAGAACAAUGGAAGAAACUCUCAAUGAGAAAAUACACUGUGUGGUUGAAGCUAUAGCUGUAAGUGUGGUUGUUAUCUAGAAUGUUAAAAACAGUUUGUUGUCAAAUGUACGUAUUUUAUCCGAAACAAUGUCAUUCUGAAAAUCACAUUUAAAUGUACUGUUAGACUGUCAAUGUGCUACAGUAGCUUAGCAGCAGUCACAUGUGCCACUGUGUUGAGAGUCCAUUGCACUCAGUCACCCAUGGUUGUCAAACAGCUUUAAGAGCUUCACAAUUAAUAAUUCCACUUACACAUAGGCUAAUGUACAUUUGAUUAAAAUAGGUGCCAUAGAAACUGAAUGCAAAGAGUUAUACUUCCGCUUGUUCGGGCGAAAUGUAAAUUCUACUAUAUUAGUUUUGUGUGUAAUGAUAUUUAAGUUAUUUAUGGAAAGAACUGUACAAGUAACACUCACCGUUCCCUGAGUUAUACUUGAAAGACAAUAUGCCUUUUUUGAAGAUGUUUUUAUUGUUAUUCUAUAGAAAGUCUAUAUAGGCGAUAUAACAAUUCAAAAUCUUACACUAUGGAGGGAUUGUAAUAUGCCAAUAAAUAUUUUAAUUACAUUUAAAGCUAUAGCAGAUUUAGAUGCAGUGGCCUCGAGAUGUAUUCCGACCCCUUCACCUUUGCACAUUUUAUUGUGUCGUGAAUUUAAUUGCAAAUCAAUAACAUUGUCAUUAUGAGUUAUAGAGCGUAGACUAAUUGGUAAAAAUGACAAAAUAAACUUCCGGGUAAAUCUC
Molecule: messenger RNA, 4595 nt
Organism: Scophthalmus maximus (turbot)
Lineage: Eukaryota; Metazoa; Chordata; Actinopteri; Pleuronectiformes; Scophthalmidae
Gene: map4k2
Product: mitogen-activated protein kinase kinase kinase kinase 2
Exons: 32
Coding region: 331-2952 (873 amino acids)
Biological process (GO): protein phosphorylation
Molecular function (GO): MAP kinase kinase kinase kinase activity; ATP binding
Source: RefSeq, a predicted model, not a curated record